Molecule: messenger RNA, 9156 nt
Organism: Lytechinus pictus (painted urchin)
Lineage: Eukaryota; Metazoa; Echinodermata; Echinoidea; Temnopleuroida; Toxopneustidae
Exons: 8
Coding region: 936-2432 (498 amino acids)
Biological process (GO): apoptotic process
Source: RefSeq, a predicted model, not a curated record
CGGCUGCUCUGAAUCUAGAAGUAACAGGAUCAGAUCAUUAAUCGGGGAGAUGAGCACAACAGAUGGCCUACCAAUAAGCAUCAUUGAAAACCAGGGAUUCAGGAGUUUGAUGGGAUAUCUGGAACCAGGGUAUCAAGUGCCAUGUCGCAAAACAAUGUCUGCUGCCAUUAAGACUGUGUACAAUAUAGAGAAAGAUAAUCUGAUGACACAACUGGAAGAGGCAUCAGACGUUGCCUUGACAACAGACUGUUGGACGAGUUGCAUUAUGGAGGGCUAUAUGACGGUGACAUGUUAUUUCUCCCAAAAUGACAAACUUAUUUCUCAAGUUUUGGACACCUCGCCGGUUCAACAUCUCCCAGAGGAUGACAGUGGGGCUCAGCGUCACACGGCUGAAGCUCUCCCAAAUCGGCUGUCCCUCGUCGCCAACGAAAGGAACAUUUUAGACAAAGUUUGCGGAGUGGUCCAAUGACAACGCUGCGAAAACGAGGCACAUUCGUGUAAUGUACAAUGUGCUGCUCACUCUCUUCAGUUGAGUGUGAACAAGGGGAUUUCAAUGCUAAGGGUAACUGCUCUCGUUGGUGCUGUAAACAGACUUGUCAGUCACUUCCGCCGUUCCACUGUCGCUACUAAGACAUUAGAAUCGAAGCAAGCAAGCAUGGAUCUCGAGGUGAACAGAUUAAUUGUGUCGUGUCUAACUAGAUGGAAUUCGGUCUACAUGCUGGAGCGUUUAGUAAGAAACAGAUGGGCAAUCUGUGCUGUUCUUAGCGGCAGAAAAUAUACAAAGCAACAUCAGGAUGCCCAAACUCUUCAGCUGAAAGAUGACAGUAGGGAUCUUAUGGAGCAGUUGGUGAAAUGUCUCAAGCUGUGUCAAAACUACAUUCUGCCAUUAAAGGCUAGUCAAGCAGAUUUAGAACAUUACACUGUAUAACUGCAGCAUGCCAGUAUUCAAGCUGUGGAGUGCCAACCGCCUUGAAAAAAAGAUGGCUGUGGCGAACACAUAUGAAGAACUCUGCGAAAAAGCUAAAGUGAAGCUUGGGAAGGCAGGAAUUGAGGGAAUCGUGCUGGAGGAGGAUGACACUGAAAUCGACGACGACGAGGUUCUGCUGGAUUGUAGCAAUUCUACCUUGAUGGUUUUAGAGGAGGGAGAGCACUGGGAAUUGAGGGGUGAAGCAGAGCAAAGAGUGGAAAAUCUACAUUUGACAGGUGCAGCAGCAGGAGGAGAUAGCGAUAACUUCAGACUCCAAGAAAUUGAACAAAGUUCACAAAAAGCUAAUGACACUGAACGGCGGAUUACUGCAGGAACGCCACUACCACCUUUCAGCCAACGAGUACUACGACACCUAGAGAUUGGCAAGGAGUAUGUGAUUUGGAAAGAACUGAUCUCAGAAGCUGCCAAUUACCAUAUUACAGAAUUUCCAACCAUCAACUCCUCCACCGAGCAUGCCAAGAUUGGGCAGAAAAUAUACUCGCAGUACCCUACAAUACGAUGUGAAGGGGAACACCAGUGGUCCUUCUUCACAAAAUGUCUCAGUCAGAAAAUACGGCAUAUCAGAUGGCAACAGAAAAAGAAGACGAAUCUAAAAACAGAACCAGAUCAAGGAAAGGUAAAGAGAACCAAUGUGAAUGAUCAGGCUGGAAUGGCAAAACGAGCGCGAUGUGCUCAAAUGGCUCAAGAAAACACUGUGACAGAUGACAGUGCAGAUCAGUGUCUCAAGGAACUUUCAAAAGAGUGGACCAAGCCUGCAAAAAAAAGGUGCUUGGGACAUAUCCAUCUUCUGCUGGAAAAGACAUUUGCAACGAAUCAGAAAUGGAUAAUGUCUCUUCCUGAUGCCCAAGUAGAGCCCAUAUUGAAGCGAAUCCCAUGCUACAGUGAUGGAAGAAUGAUUCUCCAUGACUUUCAGCUCUUAAGAGGACGUGACUCAUUAGAGGAACUGGAAUCUUGUCUUCAAAAGUUCAUGAGAGCCAUUGAAGAACUCAAGAGUACUGGCAGCAAAGAGGGACCACUGGAAUUGCUUCCCCUUAUCCAGUACAUCGAAAAAAAGACGGCAUUUGACAGGGGAAAAGGGAGUAAAACUGAAGCUGUCAUCUCAAUCAAAAAGGAAGUUCCUGAUGAGGACGUGGAAGCCCACAUGACAAGUGGCAAGAAAGAGCCGCCUCGACUGGUCAUCUUUGUUACCGGAGAGGAAGAUGUGACUGGAUGUUUCAUCGUAUCUGAUGAGGUCACAAUUGAUUGCAAAGUUACAAAUCUCACCAAGGCAUUCAUGCAGCUUAUCGCUGCAUACUACAUUUUCAACCUCGAAUAUCCGAAGAUGUAUUCGCAGCUGCUGGGUCUAGUGCAGAGCUAUGUGCUCAAGGAACCAUACAACGGCCAAAAGAGUUCCAAGUAUAGAAACUUUGAGGUUCUCCUCCGACAGCAGUUGGGGAUGCAGUAGAUUUAGACAGCCUGGGGUAUUUUGAAGUGGCACUGUAUAACACAUCAGUCUUUGCCGGAUCCUUGCAUCUAUUUUUCCAUAGCUUACAUUUGAAUACACUGAUUUUAUGAUUUUUGGUUUUCGGUCAUGAUUCUGAAAUGGUAUCUGGCAAGUGCCCUCAGCCACUGAUAAACAGGGAAGAAUUGCUAUUUCGAAAGUUCGCCUCUAUAUCGGACAGCUUUAUUUCCUUAGAUAUACAUAUUUGACCGCAGGUGAUUCUCGAUGUUCAAAGGCCAUAAAAAAAUCAUGCUUCUUAUUGCGAAAUGAGCAUAUUCAAAUAUAUGCUAUGGAAAAAAAAACGAGAAAACCCCCCAUAGACUUUCAUGUCAUAAAGUGCCGCUUACCCCCCCCCCCCCCCAUAAUACAUUACCCUAUGGGGAAAUCCCUUCAAUUAUUUGCUCUCACUCCUAGUUCACCACAUAAAAUCUGCCAGACGAUGGUUUUCUAAUAUUGGGGAAAAUAAGGAUUCUGGCCAGAUACCUGACAAACAGUAACCAAACCAGCUAGGCUAGGCCCUGUAGAGCUCAUAAACAUAGUAUAAGUGCAUCCCACAAAUGAUGUGAUUCUUAGUCAAAUUUCUCCCACAAAUGCAAUAUUACUACAUUUGUGAGAGAAAUUUGACUAUUAAAGAACUGCUACAUUUGUUGGAAGCAAUUUUUUUUGUCAAAUUACUACAUUGGUGGGAGAAUUAAGAUUUGUGGGAGGGUGUUACUACAUAUGUGGGCAUAAUGUACAUGUUUAUCACACACUAACUGGUCAUCUUUGUAAUACCUGAGAGGAAGAUGUGACUGGAUGUUUCAUCAUAUCUGAUGAGGUCACAAUUGACUGCAAAGUUACAAAUCUCACCAAUUCAUGCAGCUUAGCGCUGCAUACUAUGUCUUCAACCUCGAAUAUCCGAAGAUGUAUUCGCAGCUAGUGAAAGAAUGGAAAUAAUUCCUAUAUUUUACCAUCUAAUCAGUAUAAAGGAUUUGUGUGGAAUCUUCCUGAAAAUAAGGAAUUGGUCCCAAGUCAUGUGUGGGGGGGGGGCACUAGGAUCUUUUGUGACUGACAAGGUUGUGCCUCGGUCAACCUCCGAAAAACACCCAAAACACAGACCUACCACACAUAUGCACACACCCUACACACACACACACACACACAAGACAAUCAUUUAUGCAAUCAUUUCAAGACCCUAUAUUUUGCCCUUGCAGGCAGUUCUUCAGACUGCAAUUUGGAGGGUAGCUGAGGCACAACCUUGUCAAUAAAAAGAUAGUAGUCACGCCCCCCCCCCCACAUUCUUCUCAUUUGAUCGCUUCUCCAAAAACACAUGUACACUUUACAGUCACCCAGCUUCAUUCUGUGUGCAUUCGAUCCUCAUUUGUUCCCUUUUCGUGGUUUUUUUUUUCCACAGACGUAAAUCUGUUAGAAUUUUUUUCAUCGGAUGAAAAGAAUUAUAUCACAGAUGAUGGCAGUGUUUUUGUUUUUCCUUUUCCAGCAACGUUCGGUGGUUUCUGUUUUACAGAAAGUUACAGUUUUGUGCAUACACAUGUCCAUCUGUUGACGAAAACCACCGAACAUCGGCAGUAAAGGAAUGGGGGUAGGGGGAUGGAAAUGGAACGAAUGAACCGCUGUAGUGUGACAAGCGCUUAUAAGCUGUUGACACUUCAUGGUCCCUUUUUAAAAAUCCUUGUGUGCAUUUUACAUUUCAUGCCUAAUUCAUAUUGCAUUUAAAAGAUUUACAUUGUCAGUAUUGAAUGUACAUGUAUUUUAUAGUGUGAUUAAUCAAUUGGUCAAGUCAAAACCUUACUAAGAUUUAAGCCCAUGUUCAUUAUCAGCAAGUGAAAGUAUUAUGUGCACAUAAUCAAAAGUCUCAUUUAAUUUCUAGGAGUAUUGAAGUUGUUCUUUCUACAUUGUUCUCUCCAGUAUGCAAAAUACUUGGUCCAAACUAUAGUGUAAAGUUUAGAAGGGGCAAGCACCAAGUGUAAUCAAGUGCAAACUUUAAACUCUUGUACACAUUUCAUUGGAGGGUACCAAGAGUAAAUUUUGAUAAUCCCCAGUAUAAUGUUUUCAAGUAGCUUAAUUUGCUUAAUUUCCAUCACAUGCAAGAAAAGCCAUAAAGAGAUCAGUGUUGUUUUGAAUAAAUUAAAUGGAGCAAAUGAUGCUUCCAUUGGCAAAAUUCAAAUUUUGAUGAAAAAAGCACUAGUUUUUUUAUCAGUUACUGUGUUGCUCAGAGACAUUAAGGAAAAUUUUGAAUUGUGAUUUUCCAUAUUUUGGCUUUCAAAUGUUCUCAUUAUGCUAAUCCUUGCAAUGCCCUUGUACAUUGAAAUGUUUUUCCCUAUUUCAUUAAUAUUAUCAAAUGAAAUUUAAGUUUCAUGUUUUCAAGAACAAGGUAAUAUAUACUGUGUGAUGCACGUCAGUGAUUGGAAUGAUUUUGAAUUGUGAUUUUCCAUAUUUUGGCUUUCACAUGUUCUCACUAUGCAAAUCCUUGCAAUACCCUUGUAUAUAGAAUUUUUCCCCCCAUUUCAUUAAUAUUAUCAAAUGAAAUUUGAUUUGCAUGUAUUCAAGAACAAGGUAAUAUAACUUGUGUGAUGCAUGAUUGGAAUCAUUUUGAUUUAAAUGAUUUAUUUCAAUACAGUACAAUCCAAUAUGGAAUAUUCAUAUAGGGCUUAAGCAAACAAAUUGAUCUAAGCGCUCUACAAUCAUUUUAAAUGUUACACAAUAUGAGAACUUCAUAAAAGUUUACCAGACAUUGUUGUAACAUUCCCGAUUAUUGUAACUUCCAUGGAGGCAACCAAUCAGCAUACAGCAUUACAGCUAUUGCCAUGAUAUUUACAGUACAUGGAGAAUUACAACAGUUGGAAAAGUUUAUGACACGGCACCUUCUAACUGUUGCUAAAGCAAAAGAUAUUGAAAAGUAUAUGGGCCUUGAACUCUGUUGGUUGACUUAUAAUUCAUCUCGACAGUGAGCUAUCAAUAGCAAUUCUGAGAUUCAAGAAAAUUUUACUUCACGACUCAGGAAAAUUUUGAAUUGUAAAUUUCCCUACAGUGGACCUCACAUCCCUGCAGUGCCCUUUCUUAAUGUUUCUCAAUAUUCCAUUUAUAUAUGUUUUUUUUUUCUUUCAUGAAUCAAGUGUGAAGAAUUAUGUCAACUCAUAAAGAAAAUUAGCCAAAAUCUUGGUUUUGAUCAAGUAGUUUUUGUUUUGGCACACCAUGUAUAUAUAAUCUAGUGUAGUAGGUUUCACGGUACACCAUGUAUUCUUUCUUGGGCAUAUGUUGGUCCUGAAAAGGACCACCCAAUCUCGACGUUUCGACAAGUGUGUUCUUGUCGUCCUCAGGAGAAUGAGCAAAGUUUGUAAAAGCAGGCCUUAUAUACUCUGUCGAAGUGCCGUAUGCACGGUAUCUCGCAGGGUACAUGUCUCUGAUUGGCUAGAUAGGUCACAUGACAUCCACAUAUGCGGACGUGGGUGACAACACACAAAUUGGGCGCGCAAAACCAGCGACGCCCGGAAAUUGCUGUCAGUUAUUAUUCCCGCUAGGAUUAGCAUGAAUGACAAAAGUCACCACUUCCGCCCAUACACUGCAGUGCUCACACGUGUGUGGAACGUCCGGGUAGGCUAAUUAGGCAAAUUAGCCUCUUUGUCUAGAACGGUAAGCCAGAUAUUGCUGAGUUGGAGGCCGCUGUCUUGAGGAACAGUGUUAUGUUCCUCAAUCUCCAACGCUUCUCUGACUCUCCGUUGAUACCAGUAGGGGACACGGGUGACCAGUCUACUCUCAUCCCAAAGAAUCCGGUGAUCAUGCGUAUGGGCAUGAUCGAUGAUUGCAGAUUUUUCCCUCUCGUCUCUCCUACCAUGGGCCUUGUGUUCCUUAAUCCGAGUGUUGAAGGAACGACCCGUCUCUCCGAUGUAAACUUUACCGCAUUCACAAGGAAUUCGGUAAACUCGAGGGAGGUCCUUGGAGUUGCGCUUGUCCUUAUGUGUAGUGAGGGCAGAUUGAAGCUUAUUUGAGGAACUAUGACGAACCUCAAUGUCGGCUUCUCUCAAAAUCCUCUGAAUUUUGUGAGAGGCUGCUCCCAGAUAUGGAAGAACGACUCUCGCCUUGGGUUGUCCUGCACGAGGGUUCCGCGAGGGGGGAAGCUCAGUGCAGAUCUUAUGUGAGGGGUAGUUGUUACAUUUCAAAACAAGUUUGAUAUGCUCAAGCUCACCUCUCAGGUGGAUCUGGUCACUAACCUCAUGCGCUCGUUUGACUAACGUCUUGUUGAUGGAUCUCAGCACUGAUGGGUGGUGGAAUGAACGAUAGUUCAAGUAACGAUCAGUGUGAGUAGGUUUCCGAUAAACCUGAUGGGAUAGGGAUCCCUGUGCCGUCCUCGUAAUCUUUGUAUCAAGAAAGGGGAUAGACCCCUCAUUCUCCAUUUCCAUGGUGAACUUGAUACACUCGUGUUGAGAGUUGAGGUGCUGUAAGAAAUUGCUAGUUUCCUCAGCACCGUGUUGCCAAACCACAAAAGUGUCGUCCACAUAUCUAAGCCACACUUUGGGUUUGUGGGUUGCUGACUGGAGAGCCGUCUCCUCGAAAUGUUCCAUGAACAUGUUGGCUACCACUGGGGACAGGAGAGACCCCAUGGCAGCCCCUUCCGUUUGCCUGUAGAAUGUGUCUCUCCAUCUGAAAGAGGUGGAAUUGAGGCACAUCUCAAGCAGGUCAUGGAUCUCUAGAGGAGACAACUGUGUCCUGUCAGGGAGAUUUCUGUCAAAUUUCAAUCUCUCAAGGAUGAUGGCGCAAGCAUCCUUAACUGGUACACUUGUGAACAAUGACUCAACAUCAAAGCUGAUGAGGAGGUCAUUGUUAGAGACGUUCAUCUGACAGAUCUGCUCAACGAAAUGUUUAGAGUUUCUCACGUGAUGCACGCCCUGACCAACAAGAGGCUGUAAGAUGUAAGUCAAAUGCUGAGCCCGUUGUUGAAACGGGAAGGACGGAUCAGUUUCUCAAACUUCCUCACUUGUUUGGACUUAGUUGUCUCAAAAACGAAGUGGCUGGAAGAUUUGAUGAAACGAUCGAUUUUACCCCAGUCCUUGCUCGAGAGCUUUGACUUUAGGUAUUCUUCCGAUGUUUCAACAAAAGGUUGAAGUUGUCUGAGCUGGUUAUGGACGUGUCUGAUCCUCUCUCUGAUGAGACUCUCAGAAGCAUGUCUAAGAACCUGCUCCGCUCGUCUGGAACGGACAGGUGCAUGGAGCACCAAUCCGCGGGGGAUAACCCCUGAAUCCCUGCACCUUUUGAGAAAGGUGAGAUGGUUGACAAAUCUGGCUUCCUUGAUCCUGUUCCGCUGUAGUCUUCUGGUGUGCUGGAACGUCUGCUCCCCGUAGAGACGAAUGAUAUAAUUUCUGAAGGUUUCCAUGGCGAAGAAGAAUAGUGAAGUAGGUUUCACGGUACACCAUGUAUUCUUUCUUGGGCAUAUGUUGGUCCUGAAAAGGACCACCCAAUCUCAAAAAUACUAUCGAUAUUAUAUAUAUAAUCUGUUUAUAAAGCUUGCAAGGAUUUUGCAAUUUUGGAAUGUUCUGUUUCAGAUUUACAUUUCUUGUAUUGUAAACACUUUAUACCAGAAGUGUUUAUUUUUAAAGUCAUAAACAUGUUUAAACGUUUACAAACUGUUACAAAAAAGUGUUUAACAAUAAAUGUGUCAAACCAUUUAUAAAAUGAAUACACUGACGUGUUUAAAGAUUAAACAUGAUGUUUAUAAUCUAAACAUGUGUAUAGAUGUGGUGUUCAUAAAAGUGUUCUGGUGAAGUGUUCAUGAACGUGUUUAAGUGUUUAUGAAAGUGUUCUGGUGAAGUGUUUAUAAACAUGUUUAAGUGUUUAUGAACGUGUUCUGGUGGUGUGUUUAUGAACGUGUUUAAGUGUUUCUGAAAGUGUUCAUCAUAGUGUUUAUCAAUAAUAAAUAAAUGUGUUUAUGUGUUUAUAAAGUAUUACAGAUAAGUGUUUAAGAAAGUGUUCAAAAGCUAAACACUACGUAUUACAGUGUAAUGUUAGCAAGUAGACAAAACUUGUUUUGGGGGUCAUAUUCUGGCAACAACUUGUUCAGGGGCCAAAAUGUGUAAUUGAAGCAAGCGGAAAACGUGUUUAAGGGGUUAUUUUGCACACAGAGAAACACUCGUUUAGGGGGUGUUUGGAAAUAAUUUAGUCAGGCAUGUGUACAGCAAUACAUUUGACUGCCCCCCCCCCCCCGGGACAAUUGAUUGUUAAAUACAUUGUGCCGUCAAAUGUAACAGUUUUGUAUUAAAAAACGGCCACAACAGUUUGAGACCACAAAAUAAAUAUGGCAGACAAUGUACAUGACAUGAGUUGUGAACUCACUCUGAAAAUUAUUGUCCAGCAGUAGCCUAAAACUUGCUGAUAAAGAUUAAAGAACGUGUUUCUUACCCUGCUACUGAUAAACCAUGGACCCUACUAGAACCUGCGGGCAUUGAUUAACUGGAUUUGCCAAAUCAACGAUACGAGCUGGCGGCUCUGAGGAAACUUCAAAGAGCCUCCCCUGUGCCCUAUCCUGUUCAGCUGUUCUAGUAGGAUUCAUGGAUAAACUGAGAGUUGUAAGCGACUGUGCGUAAAAACAAGGAGAAAUUAGGUGAGGUCGCCAAAUACUUCCUUCCCAUGAGACAUGUGUACUGAGGCAGUAGAUAAAAAAAGAUAAUUCAAGAAUUUAUGUCUUUAUUUAUGUCAA